ACAGCUCUUGUUCUAACAAUGUACUGUCCUUUUCUUCAACUAUGAUAUAUGCAGCAAUGGAUGGGUCUCGAACUGCUUCAGAUUUGGUGUCAAUAUUACUCUACAGCUUUGAGAACAAUAAGUUGCUAUGGAUAAACAAUAUGACUGCACUCUCUAUUGCCUCACCUUCAGAUGAUGAUGAUGAUGAACAGAGCAUAAAUAUGGCUUUAUUGAUUGGGCUCUUUGUAGCAGGUUUUGUUGCUUCUUUUGUUAUUGUUCUCCCAAUAAAUGCAAUGGUGUGUUUUUGGGCCAAAAAACACUACAAGAGUUCUUCUCAUAAUGACAGCAAUAUUGAAGGAAAUACAGUUAGAUAUGAUAAUAAUAAAGAAUUCCCACAGGUUAUUCUGAAAUCCAAGCCUCAGCCAAAGCUGUCAACUGUGGUAAUGUCUAAGCCACAGUCUCAUGCACCUUCUGUGCUGAUUAAGCAAAGGCAACAAAAAAGUUACGAAGAAGAAAAUCAUGACUAUGUGGGAGAGCAGCUAGACUAUGAGGAGUUUGAUGUAGAGCAACAAGAGAUAUAUGAAGAAGUUAAUUAAAGUUUUGCUGUUUAGAUAGUUUAGGACAUUUUUAUGUAUAUUUGACUUUGUUAUUGUACUUAUGUGUAUGCUUUAUUAAAAUACUCUUUGCUGCAUUGUUAAAGGAA
Amphimedon queenslandica is the source of this 682-nucleotide messenger RNA. RefSeq lists its product as uncharacterized. The transcript is spliced from 2 exons. The record is from RefSeq and is a predicted model, not a curated record. Bases 42 to 575 code for a protein of 177 amino acids. NCBI's taxonomy places the organism in Eukaryota, Metazoa, Porifera, Demospongiae, Haplosclerida, Niphatidae.